AAAGAGUAACAUUGACAUAGCAUUGUUUGGACAGUCUCAUUUAUGUGUUGACAAACAUUGAGCAGACAAAUAGAGUUCUUCAUUAUUUUAAUCAGCAUGAUUCAGACAGACAGAGAUGCAGAAAAUGGCAGAGACAGAGAGAAAGAGCAGCGCGGUGUCAAGAGACCCAUAAUGCCGCCUGCUGUAUCUGAACCGCUUCAAGAGCAAAUCCAAGCCAACUUCAUAGUGGUGAUUCAUCCUGGGUCAAGAACGUUGAGGAUCGGUCGAGCGACAGACACACAACCCAUCUCCGUCCCUCACGUCAUUGCCCGCAGGCACAAACAGCCCGGACAGCCCCGAAACGAGGACCAGUGCUUCUUAAGAGAGGGACUCAACUCAGCAGACAGUACUGAUCAGAGGCAGAAUGGACUGAAGAUGGUGGAUCAGGCCAUCUGGUCCAAGAAAAUGUCCAACGGUGUGAGAAGAACACCAGUCUCAGCAGAGCAGGCAAGAUUGUACAACAGACAAAUACGACCCGCAGUUCUCGACCCAGACUCUAAAGUGAAAUGGACAAAUACAACACAUCAGCCUGAGUACCUCAUAGGAGAAGAGGCAUUAUAUUUAAACCCGACAGACUGCUACAGCAUCCAUUGGCCCAUCUCCAGAGGUCGUCUGAACAUUCACAGUGGCCUGGGCGGAUCUCUCACUGCGGUGCUGCUCCACCUGGAGAACAUCUGGUCUCACACUAUUCACAAACUUCUAGAAAUCCCUCUGAAGGAUCUGAAGUAUUACAGGUGCAUUCUUCUGAUUCCCGACAUUUAUAACCGACAGCACGUGAAGGAGGUUGUCAACAUGCUGUUGAUUAAAAUGGGCUUCUCAGCGGUUGUCGUGCAUCAGGAGUCGGUGUGUGCAACGUUUGGCAGUGGUCUUAGCAGUGCAUGUGUGGUGGAUGUGGGUGACCAGAAGACGAGUGUGUGCUGUGUAGAAGACGGCGUGUCUCACCGCAACUCCAGGUUGUGUCUUGCGUACGGAGGCUCUGAUGUGACGCGAUGUUUCUUCUGGCUCAUGCAGAGAGCUGGAUUUCCCUACAGAGAGUGUCAGCUCAACAACAGACUCGACUGUGUUCUGCUGCAACAGCUCAAAGAGUCAUUUUGCCAUUUGGAUCAGGAUAUUUCUGGGCUAAAGGAUCAUGAGUUUCGCACACGUUUUCCUGAUUGUCCUGUACUGCUGUAUCAGUUACGGUUAGGAGAUGAGAAACUGCAGGCUCCCAUGGCAUUAUUUUACCCUGCUGCGUUUGGAAUUGUGGGGCAGAAGAUGACAUCACUACAGCACCGUUCUCAAGGAGAUGCUGAAGAUCCACAUGAUGAGCACUUCCUGUUGACCACCCAAAGCAAACAAGACCAGUCUUCUAAAGGCAUAGCAGACAGAAAGUCAUUCCCUAAGGCUGCUGGUUUUGAGGGUGAAUCUACCAGUGACCCAUCUGAAAAGGGAACUCUUGUUCAGGAUAUGGAGUUGGGUCACAAUGCAGGCGAGUGCCUGAUCACUGGUGCAGAUGCAGAUGAAACACCCUCAGCUCUGAUGUCCAGGAAAUCGGCCAUGAGUCAUUUUGAGGGGAAAGCACUUGGCAUGGAUAAAGCCAUCUUGCACAGCAUUGACUGCUGCUCAUCCGAUGAAAGCAAGCGUAAGAUGUACAGCUGUAUUCUGGUGGUGGGUGGCGGGCUGUUGUUUCACGGAGCUCAGGAGUUUCUGCAGCAUCGCAUCCUCAAUAAGAUGCCUCCAUCCUUCCGCUGUCUGGUGGAGAAUGUUGAUGUCAUCACACGACCAAAGGACAUGGAUGCUCGUGUCAUUGCGUGGAAGGGUGGAGCAGUGCUGGCGUGUUUAGACACCACACAGGAGCUGUGGAUUCACCAGCAAGAGUGGCAGCGCUUCGGCGUGCGCAUGCUCCGUGAGCGUGCAGCAUUCGUCUGGUGACACCACAGAAUGUCAGUCAUGUCAUAACAUGUUUCAGUAUUUAGGGAUGUUCAUUCUGGUGUAUGUCCAUCUGGCAAUAUGUAAUUUUUGUCAAUGUACUUAAUUUUUGUUAAAUAAAAUAAUAA
Molecule: messenger RNA, 2075 nt
Organism: Xyrauchen texanus (razorback sucker)
Lineage: Eukaryota; Metazoa; Chordata; Actinopteri; Cypriniformes; Catostomidae
Gene: actr8
Product: actin related protein 8
Exons: 13
Coding region: 97-1950 (617 amino acids)
Biological process (GO): double-strand break repair; regulation of DNA-templated transcription
Cellular component (GO): Ino80 complex
Source: RefSeq, a predicted model, not a curated record